This is a messenger RNA of Folsomia candida, 1504 nucleotides long. RefSeq lists its product as uncharacterized. Lineage: Eukaryota; Metazoa; Arthropoda; Collembola; Entomobryomorpha; Isotomidae. The coding region runs from base 551 to 1246 and encodes 231 amino acids. The record is from RefSeq and is a predicted model, not a curated record. The transcript has 6 exons.
CUCCAUCCUGAGUAGCCAUUUUGUGGAAUACUUCUUUACAAUAUGUUGAGUGUUAAAAUAUGUAGCAUUCGUUUUUUUUCGCUAAUUUUUGCGUAGAUUUUUAUUUGCGACAUUUCCACAAGAGGUGCAGUGACGACUAAAACUUAUUCAUCAAGAGCUGUUCUUAUAUGAAUUUAGUGUACAUAUCGUAACUUCGAGACGGUUAUAAAUCUUGUUACCGGAGCCAGCAUCCUUAACAACCUAAAUUUACUUAAUUCGUGUAAAACAGAAAAAGUUAAAAAAAAUAAAAUAAUUGUAAAAUGUUAAAAUGGCAAAAGUAUUGUUUCGUUAUGCCCCUCAGAGAUACCUAAUUACUCAAAUUUAAUAAAAAUAUUAACAUUAUUUUAAAAUUAAAUUAAAGUAGCAUUUAAAUUAAAAUAACGUUUACAUACAUUAAAAUGACAUUUAAAUUAAAAUAACAUCUUAAUUCUAACAAUAUUUAAAUUAAAUCAACCUUUAAAUUACAAUAGUCUUUCAAUUAAAAUUUCAGUUUAAAAAUUCCGAGUGAACAAUGGCAUCUUCACAGUCGGAAGGAAUACUUGAAAAAACUAUUAAGGAAAACUUCACCGAGCUCAGAAAUGCGUUGGCUGUGAGUGGGAAUUUGCUAAGCUGUCUCGAACAGAAUAAAAUUAUCACGGAUGAGAAAGUGGCAUCUUUGGGAAAGAUUGACGGAAAUGGAAAUAAGGCGGAGGCAUUGCUUAAAAUCCUUCGUGAUUCAAGAACCGAUUCUGACAUACCCGUGAUUAUGAAAGCUCUCAGUGACGACAUUAGCAGCAAUAGCAAAGUUCUUAAAAUAUUUGAGCAGUCCAUGGCAGGUUGCCAAGGAACCAAUUUCUUCGAUUUCGUUUUCGAACGAAAUUUGCGCACGGGUUUUUUAUCCGGAAUGGCAGAAAUUGUAGGACACGCCGAAAUUAGAUUCGAUUUGACACAAACAAACAGAAUUGUAGAUAUCCUCCUCCAAGAUCCGAUAUUAAUUGAAAGUUGGGAAGAAUUAUUCAUAUCGUUGGGGAUAGACAGGGAUGAGAUAAUUAGACUGCGACGACUUUUCCGUGUUGGUGAAAUGAAAUACAAAGCACUCUUUAGAACUCUAAUUGAGCAAUGGAUAACUCAAAACUCUUUUCCGACGUUAACCUCAUUGUGCGAAAGCUUGGAGAAAUGUAAACUCAGAAUGAUCAAAGGACUAAUGCAAGUAGAAUUUGGUCAAUAGAGUUGAAAACGAUUCAUAAAAUGAAUUGUUAAAGUGACGUCUUGGACGAUAUAAAUAUUUUCUCUUUGGGAGUUUUCACGUCACCGUCGUAGCUGUCGUAAAUGGCGUAAGUUUCGUAAGUAACUUAAAUUAACAUUAGUUUACGAAAGUUACGCCAUUAUACCCCCAUUAUAUAUUUUACGUGCUUUGACGAUGAAUUAUAGAUAGGAUUGAAAAUAUUAAGGAAAUAAAAUUUCUACGCUUUUUUCACUAAACGUC